CUGUAUAUUUUCCUCGUCGAGAAUCCGGAACUGGAGUAACAGAGAGAGAGGGAGAGAGCUCUAUGGAGCCUGCAAAAGGGAGUGGAGAUGGCUACCAAAACGUGAUCGUAAUGCGUCAUGGUGAUCGAAUCGACAAUUUCGAGCCGCUCUGGGUGUCGACAGCCGCGAGGCCGUGGGACCCGCCUCUCGUUCAGGACGGUAUGGUCCGGGCCUUCCGCACCGGUCAGAGGAUCCGAUCUCAGAUCGGAUUCCAGAUCCACCGCGUCUUCGUCUCCCCUUUCCUCCGCUGCGUCCAGACCGCCUCCGAGGUCGUCGCCGCCCUCUCCGCCGUCUCUGUCGAUCCCAACGCCAUGUCUUCCAAGGACGUCGCUUCCAUCGACCAAUCCAGGCUCAAGGUAGCUAUCGAACUAGGCUUGUGUGAGAUGUUAAACACAGUGGCCAUCAGGCGUGAGCUUGCUCCCAAAGAUGGAAUCUUUGGGUUCAACGUUUCAGAUCUCGAAGCCAUGUUUCCUGAUGGAAUGGUGGAUCAUAACGUGGAUCGGAUCUACAAGGAGCUGCCGCGAUGGGAAGAGACAGUGGAGGGUUGUAGAGAUAGGUACUUGAACAUUGUCAAGGCUCUAGCAGAUAAAUACCCUUCUGAGAACUUGCUGUUAGUCACCCAUGGGGAAGGAGUAGGAACUGUGUUUUCCACGUUACUCGAAGAUGUAACAGUGUACGAAGUGGACUACUGUGCAUAUGUCGAGUUGAGAAGACAAACAUCCAGAAAAGAUGGGUCGCUUGAAGCUGGGGACUUCGAGGUUAUAACCAGUCACGGUCAAGCGGGAAUCCGAUACUAUCCCUCGGGCAUCACAGACCAUGAUCCUGUCAUAAGCCAAACUCCAGUCUAAUCACUGUCUCAUUUUCACCAAAUGUUCUUGUAUCUGGUUUGUAUUCGAGCUCCUUUUGUGUGAUCAUGGAUUCCCAAUUUCGUUCAAUCAAUAAGAUCAUUGUUCUGCGCUU
This is a messenger RNA of Tarenaya hassleriana, 999 nucleotides long. RefSeq lists its product as uncharacterized. Lineage: Eukaryota; Viridiplantae; Streptophyta; Magnoliopsida; Brassicales; Cleomaceae. The transcript is spliced from 4 exons. The record is from RefSeq and is a predicted model, not a curated record. The coding region runs from base 63 to 887 and encodes 274 amino acids.